This is a messenger RNA of Micromonas pusilla CCMP1545, 4236 nucleotides long. RefSeq lists its product as uncharacterized. The transcript has 2 exons. NCBI's taxonomy places the organism in Eukaryota, Viridiplantae, Chlorophyta, Mamiellophyceae, Mamiellales, Mamiellaceae. Bases 1 to 4137 code for a protein of 1378 amino acids. The record is from RefSeq and is a predicted model, not a curated record.
AUGGAGGAGGAUGACAUCGUGGACAACACGUGGGCGAAGCAAGCCGCGGAGGCAUUGUUCGGAGGCGCGCGAAGAUCCGCGCCGACGACGCCGGACUGGCGCCGCGCGCAGCGUGCAGAGCGCGCCCCCGAAGCGGCGUCGUCCAGCGACGACGACGACGACGUCGACGUCGACGCGCGCCGUCGUCGACGCGCGGCCGCGGCGCCCGCGGCGCCCGCGGCGGCGCCUCCGCCUCCGCGCGCGGAACCACCGAGCCCGGUCUCGAGCCCGGUCGCGACGCGCGCGGCCGGGGAGCCCGCGCGAACGGGACGCCGGCUGAGAGACGGCGAAGUCGUCGCGUUCGUAUCCGCGAACGGGCUGCCGUACGUCGCGCGUCCGGCGGAGGGCGCGCGCGCGUCCGGCGCCCCGACGCGGUUCGUGGAAUCCACGCUGGAGGACGCGGUCUCGAUCGCGGACCCGGCGACGCACCUGGAGUUCGUGCGCCAAGGGUCCUUCUUCGGAUUUCGAUCCGCGGCGGCGGGGGGUAAGUUUCUCCAAGCGCGGAAACGCGCGACGGAGCGUUUAGUCUUCUUCAACCCAAACUUUGGCGUGAACGAGCAGUGGGAGACGUUCGACGAGCCCGCGAACGUGGAGUGGACGUCCGCGUCGAUGCGAUUGAAGUCCAGGCGGCUGCCGAACGUGAUUUUGAAAGUCGAGGUGUUUCGCGUGCCGGAAAACAUGCGCGACGCCGUCGGGGCGCGCGCGGGCGCCGUCGAACGCGCGUCGCCGACGACGCUCGAGCGCGCGUCGCCGUCGCCGUCGCCGCCGGCGAGCGCGAGCGCGAGCGCGAACGCGAACGCGAGCGGGAUCGUCGUCGCGACGCCGCAGACGGCGCAGACGGUGAUGUCCUUGUCCGAGGCGUCGCCGAGCCCGGUGCGGGACGCGCCGCCGUCGCCGCCGUCGAGCGGCGCGUCUUCGGAGGAGCGCGUCGCGGCGGCGCGGCGGCGGGUUGAAUUCGACGGUCGCGGCGCCGCGUCCGACUCCACCGCGGACUCGCGACUCCAGGCCCCCCCGCGCGCGGACGACCGGUCGGUGUCGAACACCCCCGGGAGCACGGCGUCGCGGCCGCCGCCGCCGGGGCACCGCGCGGAUGAUUCCGGAUCGAACGAGCAAGGGAACGCGUUGCGGACGAUGUCCGGCGUGCUCAUCAAAGAGUGGAGCGCGUUCGUGCUGAAAGAAGUGCGCGCGAGGAAAGAGGUGGAGAAGGAGCUUCUGCGCAUGCGCGAGGAGACGCGCGCGCUCGCGAUGCACGUCCGGGACGAGAUUCAAGUCACGAGGCAGGAGUGGAUAUCCGACGCGUCGUUCUGCGGCGCGGAGGUCCGAGGACUGCUCGAGAAGCAGUCGCGGCAGCGGAGGAAAGUCGUCGAGAUGGCGCGGAAAGGGUUCGGCCGGCGUUGGACGCUGCGAAACUUCCUAAGCUGGCGCGAGAACGCGGCCGAGCUCGCGCGACAGCGCGGCGUCGCGACGAGAGUGACGCGGAGGAUGCGGUAUUUCAACCUCGCGCGCGCGGCGAGCGCGUGGCGGUCGAUGUCCCGCGAGCGCGCGGUCAAACGCCGAGUCUUGACGCGCAUGGUCGGGCGUCACUCGCGACGACGCACCGAGGCGAGUCUUCGCGCGUGGCACAACCGCGCGGCGUUCAUCACCUCGCGCCGCGUCGAGGCGCUGAAGAUGGCCAAGGCGACGCGCGCGAAAUUCAAACGACGCGUGCUUCUGUGCUGGCACGGCGGCGUCGUCGGCGGCGGCGGGCGCCGAGGGGAAUACCUCCUCGAGUGCGUCGCCCGCCGCGCCGCGAGGAGACUCUCGCACCAGUCCCAACACGCCGCGCUGCGAGGCUGGACGCGAUACGUCAGAGAGCGCGUGCGCCUGCGCGCGGUAGCGACCGUCGUGGCGCGGCGGUGGUCGCGGCAUUCGCUCGCGGACGCGACGUGGGCGUGGUUCAAAGUCGCGCGCGGGCGGAACCGACGCCGGAACCGGCUGUCCGAGCUCGUCCUCCGCGUCCUGAACCGAACGAUGCACGCGAGUUUCGUGCACUGGCACCGAGAGGUCGUCGAGUCUCGCCGACGGAUGCUGCUCACGCGCGUGACGUCCGCGCAUCUGCGUAGAAACGCGCUGAGGCACGGGUUCGUAAACUGGGCCGCGUCGUGCGGCGCGCUCGCGCACAAGCGCCGACGCGUGAUGGACUUUCAACGACGAACGAUCGUGAAGUGGCGGUGGGGCGCGCUGAACGCGUCGUUCGAGCGGUGGCGCGGGGUCAUCGUGGAGGUACACGCGCUUCGAAGCCGCGCGCGGUGGUUCAUACGACGCGCGCAGAACCGAACGCUCGGGACGGCGUUCUCCGGGUGGAUCUCGCGGGUGCUGUAUAAGCAAGCGUGCAGAGACAACGCGGAGCUGUACCUGCUCCGGUUGCGACGGUCGAAGGCGUACAAAGCCCUGCGAGGGUGGAAGUUCGCGGCGUCGCGGCGCAAGGACGCGCGCGAUCGCUGCGGGAAGAUGGUCCGGAAGUGGAUGAGCUUCCGAACCUCGAGGGCGUUUGAGGGGUGGUCGUCGAGGACGCGCGAGAACAAAAUACGACGGAUCCGCGCGACGUCGCUCGUGUGGCGCAUGAGGAACCGCGCCCUCGCGAGCGCGUAUCACGGCUGGUUCGCCGCGGCGCAGAGAAACGCGCGGGCGCGGGAUGCGGUGCGACGCGUCCGCGCGCCGAUGCUGCAGCGGUGCCUCACGUUCGCGUUCAAAGGGUGGCGCGAGUCCGUCGCGACGAAAAAGACGCGGCUCGCCUUUGCGCAAAAGAUUGUCCACAAGAUGCGCAGGAUCAAGACGUUCUGCGCGUUCGAGCGAUGGGUCUCCGUCGUCGACGCGUCCGCGGACGCGAGAGCGACGCUGCGGACGGUCAUCGCGCGCAUGAGGAAGGUGAAGACGUACCACGCGUUUCGAGCGUGGGUCGCGCGCGUGGCGGACGCCGUCGAAGAACGGCGGAAAGUCGACGUCGCGGCGCGGUGGCGCGCGAGACGCGAGAGCGACCGCGCGGAAGCGAUGUUCCUCGCCUGGGCGACGGAGGCGAGAGACGCCGCGAGCUUCAAGCGCAGAGCCGCGCGGGCGGUCGGGCGCAUACGCGACUCGGUGCUCACGCGAGCGAUGAACAAGUGGAUGGAGUCGAUCGAGGAGGAACGCCGGAUGAAGACGCUCGCGCGACGCGGCGCGAAUCACUUUUCCCGUCUGCUUCUUCGCCGCGUCGUCGCGGGCUGGCAGAAGCGCGGCUUCGCGCAGGAGCGCUCGCGGCUCAAGGUGAAGAGAGCGAUCGCGAAGCUCAACAUCCUGCGCGUGUCGCGCGCGUACCUCACGUGGCGGUCUCACGUCGCGAGGGACCUCCUCGCGGUGAGAAGCGAACGCCGCGCGAUCAAAUUCUGGCGAGGCGGGAAGUUUGUCCACGCGUGGCGCAAGUGGCGCUCGCACGUCGACUCCGCGAGAGUCGCGCUGCGACUCGCGCGUCACACCGCGAAGCUCAACGCCGCGGUCGCGCGCAGGGACUCGCUCCGCGCGACGUGGAGGGCGUGGCGCGCGUACAACGCGGAGUACGUCCGCAAGGCGAACCUCGUGUCGAAAGGCUACGCGAUGUCGCGGCGCGUGUACAAGCAGUCCGUGUUCGAUCAGUGGCUAGAGUACGUCGCGGACAUCGAACGACGGAAGGACACGCUCAGGAAGUGCGUCACGUCGAAGCGUCUCAUGACGAAGUGGUUCCUGGACUGGUACUGGCAGGCGUACGAGGGCGACAUCACGUCCGCGCUCGGUCUCAUCACGGAGACGUCCUCCGACGUCAUCGGCGAGGUUUUCGGGGAGAACCGCGGCGUGAACCGCGGGGUGUUUCAGCAGUGGCAGCAGUUGGGCGCCGUCGCGGAGGCGUUCAGCGCGCCGAUCGAGGAUCACGGCGCGGGGCAGGUCACCGGCGUCGCGAGCAGGAAGGCGGCGGCGAAGUGGCAGGGAGGGGCCGCGGGGGGGAGCAAAGGGCCGUACGAUUCCCCGGCGUCGCCGUCGCAGUCAGAGUCGAGGCGAGCCUGGAUGGACGCUCGGCGCAUGAUGGACGACGAGCCGGACGUGGAGUGAUGAGCGGCGAUCGCGUUUGAUGACGGGGCCCGCGAAGCGUCGCCCGCUAAAGAAUAUUUCCGGAAGUACUAUCUACGUUCUAAAGAGAAUACUUAAAUG